CCCCGAUGCAGCCGGGUCAACGCGAAUGAUCGGAUUCAAUCUGAUGUUAUGUCCGCGAAAGAGCGACCGUCUCUCGGGUGCCGUCAGGUUGCGCACGCUCCGUUCCGCAGCGUGUGCACGCAGAGGCUCGUCGGUCUCCGUCGGAGGAACAACAACUUGGCGAAUUCGAGGAAGUUAACGGCCGGCCUCCAGGUGAUCCUCCGUGAAACCGCGAAACACAUUCGUUCCGGCAUGGCACCGCAAAUGAGGUUUUAAGACGCUGACAUCGAGCACGUUCCCCCUUCACGAAGAUCAUUGCGGGCAAGACUCAGCACCACCCAAUGCGCGGACACCAGGACUUAGUCGUUUACUAGCUUCUUUCACGGGCAAUUGAUGUAACCCGGUCUGCAAACCGCCUCAAAAUUCGAGGAAUCCUGGAUAAAUCCUAUCGGAAGCGUCUUUCAAUCGCCAGGUUUUUGUGAAAUCUGUACAUUGCUCCUGGAAAGGAAAAGAUACGGAAUGGAGUAGAUAUAAAUUGUGACGUCAGAAGAUAAAUAAGUUGAAGUAACGGGUUUGCGCGAACCGGCUGAAUUUGAUCACGGGUUCGGGAUUAAAAUGGAUAAUUUAAAACACCCGGUCUUUUCUCUACUCGACCACUGUCCUCUCAUUCAAAAUCCCAAACUACCCAGAUCAGUCUCAUCCAAUUGGCAAUCUCUCCACACAAUAGGCACAAAAGUCCUACAAAGAGCAACGAAAUUUCCAAAUCGAAUAGCUGGAUUUAUCAGAGGCUCACUGACCCUAACUACAAUUUGACCCAGUACGUGCGCGUGCGCAAGAUCCCCCACUGCAGAAUUCGUCGAGCGAAUUAUCGGAACCGUUUGGCAACUGAUUGAACUGGAGGUGAAGAGAGAGGACUUGACGGUGGAACGAUGCCGCAGCCACGCUGGUGGAACGCUGUUAUCGCGGCCGGUCGGACUAGAACGUGGGAACAACGGACUGUUUCCGCGGGGUCAGGGACGCCAGGAGGCAGAGCAUCUGCACGUUUGACGGCUGCGGAGACGGUAGUCCUGCGAUCGGCUGCUGACCGAGCACUUCGUCGCGGCAUGGCGAGCGUCACACCCGGCAGCAAGGUCCUCACCGAGGACACUGUCUUUACCAACCUGAGGAAGAUGGAAUAUGCUGUGCGCGGACCUCUUCUCAUCCGCGCCAUCGAAAUCGAAAAAGAGCUUCAGAAGGGAGCUAAGAAACCAUUCAAGGAGGUGAUAAAAGCCAAUGUGGGAGAUGCACAUGCCAUGGGUCAGCAGCCAAUUACUUUCUUGAGGCAAGUACUGACUCUGACAGUAUCACCGAAUCUCCUCAAUGAUCCCAGUUAUCCCGAGGAUGCAAAGGAGCGAGCUAGGACCAUCUUGUGCGGAUGUAAAGGAGGCAGUGUUGGCUCAUACUCGGAGUCAGCAGGGAUUGAAAUCAUCCGCAAGCAUGUUGCCGAGUAUAUACAGGACCGUGAUGGACUUCCGUGUGAUUACCAUAACAUCAUCCUCUCGAAUGGUGCCUCAGAUGGAAUCAAAUCAGUCCUGAAACUGUUCAAUGAAAGAUUGGAUGGAAAGCCAUCUGGUGUGAUGGUCCCGAUACCACAGUAUCCACUUUACUCUGCCACAAUAGCAGAGUUUGGUCUUAAUCAGAUCAGCUACUAUCUAAACGAAGAGAACAAGUGGGCAUUAGAUGUAUCUGAAUUAGAGAGAGCUUUGAAUGACUCAAGAAGAAAUUGCAACCCUCGUGUAUUAGUAGUGAUCAACCCUGGUAACCCAACUGGCCAGGUUCUCACACGUAAUAAUAUUGUGGAUGUCAUUCACUUUGCAUAUAAAAAUCGAUUAUUCUUGUUGGCUGAUGAGGUUUAUCAAGACAAUGUGUACGAUAAGGAUAGUGCCUUCCAUUCUUUCAAAAAAGUUAUGACAGAGAUGGGAGAACCAUACUCUAAAAUGGAGUUAGCGUCUUUCAUGUCUGUGUCUAAGGGAUAUAUGGGUGAAUGUGGUAUCCGCGGUGGAUACGGGGAACUAAUUAACAUGGAUCCCAAAGUUAUGGCGAUUCUGUUGAAAUCAAUCUCAGCAAUGUUAUGCCCCACUGUUCUGGGUCAAGUUGUCAUGGAUGUAGUGGUAAAUCCACCAAAACCCAAUGAACCGUCUUAUCAAUUAUUCAUAAAAGAAAGAGCAGACACUCUCCGAUCACUGGCAGAGAGAUCACGGCUAGUGGUUGAUACAUUAAAUAGCAUUCCAGGUUUCAAGGUGAAUCCAGCCAUGGGUGCUAUGUAUGUCUUUCCAAGAUUGGAAUUACCAAAGAAAGCCGUAAAAGCAGCCGAAGCAGCAGGUCAACUGCCCGAUGUAUUCUAUGCUUUUAAGUUAUUAGAAUCUACAGGUAUUUGCGUGAUACCUGGAUCAGGUUUUGGCCAACAACCCGGGACCUAUCAUUUUAGAACAACGAUUCUGCCGCAAAAAGAGAAAAUGAAGGAAAUGCUUAGGAACUUAAAACAGUUUCAUCUUAAGUUCCUGGAAGAGUACAAAUAAACGUACAAUUGUAACAUUGUUGCAUUUUUUAGUACUUGAAAUGCCAGGAUAACGAUGUGCAGAUCAUCAAAAUUUAUAUGAAUUGUUUUUAAUCUUACGGAAACUUUUUAGAGGCAAUAUUCGCAUUUUCUAACAAUAUAUUACAAAAACUAUUUACACUAUUAUCGAGUAGUUUACUAUUGCAGCACGAAUUCUGGCAUAGAUAGGAUACUAUUCUAAUAAAUCUGUUAGAAUUGUGUAGACAAUCGUCUGCACAAAUGAUGAAUUUCGCGAUUCUUCGAAUGCUUGUACAUACAAUACGAAUUUGUUAUUACAUUGAAAAGUUGAUGGUAUUCACUUCUUUUUCAGAAUCGUUUAAUGUGUGGUCGGUGUGUAUGUGUAUAGUAAUUAUAAAUAAUGAUAUCGCGAGAUUAUACGAUAUGUUUUUAUAAUACUCACAACGAUUUUAUCGGAUCAAGUAUGUUUAGACAGCUUUUACUGGUUACUUGAAUUUCCACUCGUUGUUUAUGUUACUAAAAUACUUUAUUCCAGAGACAUUGUGAACCUGUUCAAAACGAUUACGGGUUCAGGUUGUUCAGGUUUUCUAUAGGCCCCAUAAGUGCAACAAAAUCAAUUCAAUUGAAAUGUCUAGCUUAAGUGUAUACAUUUGCCCAAGAUCCUCAAUGUGUUCUUAAUCAAAAUUCCAAUUAUUGAUUAUGAGUAACUUAGUGAUUAUCUUAAACUUGCCAGAUAUAACUUCCCUUAAUAUUCGUUGUUAACAUAUUUAGUGGCAUUGUAAAAUAUAUUUUUUUAUUGUUUGGUGUUAACUAUUUCAAUGAAAUAAUACAUACUACACGUACUUAUGAUAUUGAAUAUCACAUGGAUGAUUUUGAUUAAAUAUUUGUGCAAUCACGUGAGAUUUAGGAGCUUUAAACAUUUGAACACGAUCCUAUAUGAGAAGACAAUAUUAUAUUUGAUUGCAUGUCUUUUGAGAAUGCAUACCACCUGUAUGCUUUUACACUUGUAAUUGUUUUCUCAGUGCAUAAUCUGUUACUACUGUAAGCAGAAACAUGUUCACUGAAAGAGACCAACGAUCAGAAGGUAUAAAAUAAUUUUCUGAAGAAAAAUUAAUAAAAAAUAAAGAAGUUAUUGUACCAUAUAAAACUUA
Messenger RNA from Megalopta genalis, 3684 nucleotides. Its product is annotated as alanine aminotransferase 1. Gene Ontology annotation, biological process: biosynthetic process. The record is from RefSeq and is a predicted model, not a curated record. Gene Ontology annotation, molecular function: transaminase activity; pyridoxal phosphate binding. Lineage: Eukaryota; Metazoa; Arthropoda; Insecta; Hymenoptera; Halictidae.